AUGGACUCGGGUGUCGACCUCCAAGUUGACGGCAAUCGUCCGGAUGAUCCGCCGACCCCGCCGACGCGCCCUCCCGUAUACGCGGAGCUCCACCAGCCCGACAGCCAUCAUGAACUCCAUUUGGAAGCCCCGCCCGCCUAUGCCUACAAGGACCGCGGUCCUCUCCCGCCGCGACCGAUAAUACUCCCUCCCGCCGCUUACCGGGCGUUUCCGGCGGUCGUCAGCCUGCACAGAAAGCCAUCCAUCAACGUAGCGGACAUGGGCACGUUGAAGCUCUGCGAGGACGAGAGCGGCGACAACGUAAUAUAUCUGGUCAAAAUACACGACAUUUCGGUCCACGCGUCCAAGCUGCUCAGCUUCAAUUCCAACAGCUGCGUGUUCGUGCCUUGCCUGCACCCGACCACGACGCCGUUUGCGCGAGAGGUUAUGCGCGUGGUGAAGGGCCAAAAGACGGCCACUUUUCAAUUCUCGUUCGAGGUUGGCUCGGAUGGCCUGCGGCGCGACACGUUUGAGUGGCGGAAAAGCGCCCGGGAUCCCGAGAUCCCUUCCAACGGGUUUAAGCUUGUCCGACUGGCCCCCUCUUUCUCCUCCACGACCACGCCACCUCCGACCGAGAAUGUAAGCGCCGAAAGCGAUCCGAGCACAAGUGAUAGCAGAGAACGCUUCUCAAGCGCGAGCUUCGCCUCUUGCCGCACCCUGGCACCGGGCGAGGAGACGGUAGCCGUGCUCACGUGGGGAAAGGUGCCCGUGGUGGGAAAACACGAGUUUACGCUCCGGUUUGUGGGCAGUGGGCUCACCGGAGAGUUUGGGCAGCGCUGGUCUCUCGCGGUCGUCGCCACGGCCUUGCGGGUCUGGAUCCUGCGCUCGGAUGGGAGGACGACUAAGGCGAGCUUGGCGAUUGGUACGAGGAUGUGGGGGAUCCUAGCUGAUAUGCUAUUGUAUGGGGACAUGAGUCAUGGACGAUUCGAACAGCGAUGGUUCGAGAUAUUCGAGUCUAAAACUCUAUACAAGUAA
Messenger RNA from Parascedosporium putredinis, 1014 nucleotides. Lineage: Eukaryota; Fungi; Ascomycota; Sordariomycetes; Microascales; Microascaceae. The record is from the annotation of a GenBank genome assembly.